AUGGACCCCGAGCGCUGCGCGCCUUUCGGCGUGGGGCCCGCGUCGGGCCCCUACGAGGCCGCGGGGGACGAGCCUCCGGGCUCCCAGGGGACCCCCGCCACCGCGCCUCACCUGCACCCCGCGCCGCCCCGCGGCCCACGGCUGAUCCGCUUUCCGGCCUGCGGGCCCCUGGAGCCCUACCUCCCAGAGCCGGCCAAGCCGCCCGCCAAGUACCUGCAGGACCUCGGACCCGGCCCGGCGCUCAACGGCGGCCACUUCUACGAGGGCCCCGCGGAAGCUGAGGAGAAGGCCUCCAAAGCUGCCAGCUUCCCCCAGCUGCCCUUGGACUGCCGAGGGGGCCCCAGAGACGGGCCCUCUAACUUGCAAGGCUCCCCUGGCCCCUGCCUGGCCAGCCUGCGUGUUCCCCUGUCCCCGGGACUCCCAGACUCCAUGGAGUUGGCCAAGAACAAGAGCAAGAAGCGCCGUAACCGCACCACCUUCAGCACAUUCCAGCUGGAGGAGCUGGAGAAAGUCUUCCAGAAAACCCACUACCCUGAUGUGUAUGCCCGGGAGCAGCUGGCUCUGCGCACCGACCUAACCGAGGCCCGGGUACAGGUCUGGUUCCAGAACCGCAGAGCCAAGUGGCGGAAACGUGAGCGUUAUGGGAAGAUCCAGGAGGGGCGGAACCCCUUCACAUCUGCCUAUGACAUCUCUAUGCUGCCCCGAACAGACAGCCACCCCCAGCUGCAGAACUGCUUGUGGCCCAGCCCAGGGUCUGGGAGCCCCGGAGGCCCCUGCCUCGCAUCUCCAGAGGGCAUCCCCUCCCCGUGCAUGUCUCCAUACUCCCACUCUCAUGGGAAUGUGGCCGGCUUCAUGGGGGUGCCGGCCUCCCCUGGAGCCCACCCUGGCAUCUACUCCAUCCACGGCUUUUCUCCUCCCUUGGGGGGCCACAGCUUUGAACCCGCCUCUGAUGGCGACUAUAAGUCUCCAAGCCUCGUCUCGCUCAGGGUGAAGCCCAAGGAGCCGCCCAGCCUGCUGAACUGGACCACGUGACUGGCUGCGUGGACAGGCAGACUGAGCUGCCCACCCCCUCUUCCAUCCCCAACUGCUCCCCCUACCCGAGUCGGGACACCAGAGAGAACACCCUGCCUCCAAGCCGCAGAUGGCUGGAGGCCCGGGCAGAGUGGCUGGGGCCCUCAGGCUCCCACAAGGAACAAGCUACAGAGUCUUUUCUUUGUGGGGAUAAGGUGGGGCUGCCCAGGAGAAAGGGGGCUUCAAAGCAGUUAGGCCUCUACCUACCCAACUCUCAGCCCUCACCCAGACUCUGGGCUGGAAGGAGGAAGACGCUGUCCUGCUUCCGUCAGACUUCGUCCAAGUUUAAGUGCCAUUCCUCCAGCUGAAACAGCUUAAUUGGCUCCUCCUUCAGGGAACCCAGGAAAAUGGGUCGAGGACGACACAGGUCGAACUAGGAGGAGUUCCUUGUGACUUUGGGGAAACCAGUCUUUAUGACCACCGAGGGCCGGCUUCACUGCCCCCUCCCGUCACCAGGGGGCGCGCACCCAGUGUCUGGCAGUGACAAGGGCCUGGAAGCCCCAGGUCAGUGUAAAAGGUGCCCAACUCCCCAGCUCCAGCCAUGCCUUACUCCUGCCCUAUGACCCCUCCCCCAACAUGCUAUGGAGUCCUCUUCCCCCUCCUAGGGGGCAGAAAUUCCACCAGAAACCACCAAAUAUUUGGAUUCUCUUCCACGGAAUCAAGCCAGAGCUAUGCCACAGAAACCGUAAGCUCCCUUAAUUUACUCAUGGGAUCACUGGAUGUUGGUAAGAAUAAAACAGAUUUCCAGACUCUGAGCCCCUGAGAGCUCGGCCCCUACUUUUGUAAAGACCCCUUUGUGAAAAAUGUGCUGCCCAGCAUAAUAAUAAAGGUGGCAGUAGUUUUUUAUAUCAGGUGACUGUGUAUCCUCAGGGUUUGGCACUUGGUUGCUCUAGGGCUGGUCUGUGCCUGGGGUCCAGGCUGAGCCAGGCUCUCCUGAGGGCCUGGCAGGGAUCCUGGAGGCUAGGGGAAGGUGGGCCUGCAGCAGAGCCCCCAAGGCUGAUGCACACCAUGCCUGGCCCUGUCACCUGCCCAGGGUCUCUGUGGCUUCGGCAGUGCAGGGAGGCAGGGCACAAAGCCCAGCUCUAGAGUUAGGUUCAAGUGAAAGGGAAAACUGGGGUGGGAAGGGAAGUGAGAAAGCUGAGGUAAGCUCGUGGCUGAACUGACAACUGAGGGGAGGUGGAAUGGAAGACCAGGGAGGCCACUGAGGGCUCUGAGCUCCCCAAGGGUGGGGACCCCAGGGCAGUGGGGGUGGGGCAGCUCCCUUCCCCCAGACAUCCCAGGAGUAUGUCUAAGCUGUGAGGCAGAGACAAAAGCCAGGACUCUUUCUUGUGGUUUCAGAGUAUUACCCAUUCUAUCCUUCAACCGUACUUUCUGCCUUAUCUCCGCAGCCUGGAAGGCAGGAAAAAAGCAGGCCUGGCCCUCCCUCCCUCCCAGUAAACACAACCACA
This is a messenger RNA of Equus quagga, 2519 nucleotides long. It is a transcript of the gene ALX3, whose product is annotated as ALX homeobox 3. The record is from RefSeq and is a predicted model, not a curated record. Gene Ontology annotation, molecular function: DNA-binding transcription factor activity, RNA polymerase II-specific; RNA polymerase II transcription regulatory region sequence-specific DNA binding. NCBI's taxonomy places the organism in Eukaryota, Metazoa, Chordata, Mammalia, Perissodactyla, Equidae. The transcript is spliced from 4 exons. Gene Ontology annotation, biological process: regulation of transcription by RNA polymerase II. Bases 1 to 1032 code for a protein of 343 amino acids.